Molecule: messenger RNA, 1236 nt
Organism: Babesia bovis T2Bo
Lineage: Eukaryota; Apicomplexa; Aconoidasida; Piroplasmida; Babesiidae
Product: GRASP55/65 PDZ-like domain family protein
Exons: 1
Coding region: 161-1096 (311 amino acids)
Biological process (GO): Golgi organization
Cellular component (GO): Golgi apparatus
Molecular function (GO): protein binding
Source: RefSeq, a predicted model, not a curated record
ACUCCUCAUAACGCCAUCUCAAAUCGUGCCUGAGGUUGUCAUUUAAUGUAGGCAAUUGUUAAACACACUGUUGCCCGGGGUAUGUGACCAUACACAAGAGUGAGCAUGCCUUGUGGGAGUUGGUGAAAGAGUGUCCUGCGAGAGCGUAUUUCAAAAGAAAAUGGGUGCCAAUAAUUCUCGGGCUGUACCUACGGGUGGUUUACGCGUGCAUCGUGUUUAUCCCAAUGGACCUGCCGCGGAUGUUGGUUUUGAGAUAUUCUUCGAUUAUAUCAUGGAAGCGGACAACAAUGCCUAUUCGGACGACUCUGACGAGACUCUGAUGAGUUUCACUUCAUAUAUCAGCAGUAAGGAUAAUCAGGAGGUGACUUUGAAUGUUUACAAUGCACGACAGAAGUCACUUCGCUUGAUCAAAAUUACACCUCGUAAAUGGGAUGGCGUUGGGCUUUUGGGUCUCUCUGUAAGAUUUGCAGAAUUUACCGCCAUGGAUGAGGGAGCUCAUGUCAUCAAUGUACAUGACGGAUCUCCUGCUAAGAAAGCCGGACUAAUGCCCAUCACUGACUACCUUCUUGGUACCAAUUUACAAUUGUUCGUUGACAGCGACUGUGUACGAGUUCAUGUUGGAGAGCGUGUGGACGAGGAUGUGACAUUGUACGUGUACAAUUCGGUAACAGAGACAAUCCGAAAGACUGUGAUUACCCCUCGCCAUGGUUGGGGAGGUUCUGGUACUCUUGGUUGUGAUUUGGCGAAUGGUUACAUUCACCGCAUACCUCUAGUAAAGGGCGUUUUUAACAUACCAUCGGAUGAGCAAGAUGCUGAUACAGGCAAUGAUUCCCAAGAGCUAACUCUGGAUUUGGCUGCAGCUGCUCCAACCACAAAACAGAUAACCUAUUGUCCCGGUAACCAUGGAGACGAGUGCGUCAAUGUAAUCGCUAUAUCAUCUGAUACCAAUGUAACCGAGGAUGAGGACGCUCCAGAGGAGCUUUACUUGCCACCUACGUUGGUCACCGUUCAGACUAAUGCCAACGUGGAAAAUGAGGAGCAUUCUACGGAAUCCCCCAGUAGCACAAGAUCGGAUAGUGAGUCACAGAAUAACUAGCAACGUUUGCUCAAUACUUCCCUAUACAUUGCGGAAUGCAACAAUUCAGAGCCCUUGCAAAUAGGACAAGGGGUUCCAGACUUCAGGCAACGAUGAAUUGCUCUGUAUUUGAACUAGUAACAAUGUUAGAUGAAACACAU